GUGCAAGAUGUCGCUGCGGCCGAGGAAAGGAGAAUAUUCACAUCUAUCUGAAAGAAGAAUUCAAUUAAAAUAACGAAGAUUCUGAGCAUGAAGAAAAAUAAGAUGCUGAUGCAAUUAAAAGGCCUGGGUCUAAAUAGAAGAUCAUGGGCAUCCAACAUGACCAACUCUCCCACAUUAAUCAUAAUGGUGGGACUGCCUGCUCGAGGGAAGACCUAUGUUUCCAAGAAACUCACACGCUACCUCAACUGGAUUGGCGUUCCCACUAGAGUUUUUAAUCUGGGUCAAUAUCGCCGUGAAGCUGUGAAGACUUACAAGUCAUAUGAAUUUUUCCGUCAUGAUAACGAAGAAGCCAUGAAAAUCAGAAAAGAAUGUGCCAUGGCAGCAUUGAAAGAUGUGAAAACCUACCUCACAGAUGAGCAUGGUCAGAUCGCAGUUUUUGAUGCAACCAACACAACCAGGGAGAGGAGGGAUUUAAUCCUGAAUUUUGCACGGGAUAAUACGUUUAAGGUGUUUUUUGUUGAAUCUGUCUGUGAUGAUCCAGAGGUCAUUGCUGCAAAUAUUAAGGAGGUGAAGGUUUCAAGCCCAGACUAUGCAGAGGUUGCAGAAGACCGGAUAAUGGAUGAUUUCCUCAAACGCAUUGAAUGUUACAAAGUUACCUAUGAACCGUUGGAUCCUGAUGAUUAUGACAAAGACUUGUCCUUCAUUAAGGUAAUUAAUGUUGGUCGAAGAUUUCUCGUGAACAAAGUCCAGGAUUACAUUCAGAGUAAAAUAGUGUAUUACUUGAUGAACAUCCACGUCCAUCCACGUACUAUCUACUUGAGUCGGCACGGAGAGAGCGAAUACAACAGUCUUGGGAGGCUUGGCGGUGACUCGGGCUUAUCUCAUCGAGGGAAGCAGUAUGCAGAAGCUUUGCGUCAAUUUGUUGAGGAGCAGAGAAUCCCAGACCUGAAGGUUUGGACUAGUCAGCUCAAGCGAACAAUCCAAACUGCAGAGGCUCUAGGUGUUCCGUACGAACAAUGGAAAAUCCUCAAUGAGAUUGACGCAGGUGUUUGUGAAGAGUUGACGUACAGUGAAAUUCAGGACAAGUAUCCAGAUGAAUUUGCACUACGAGACCAGGACAAGUACCAUUACCGUUACCCAGGAGGAGAGUCCUACCAAGAUUUGGUUCAACGAGUGGAACCUGUCAUCAUGGAAUUAGAGAGACAAGGGAAUGUUCUUGUAAUUGCACACCAGGCUGUCAUGAGGUGCCUCAUCGCUUAUUUUAUGAAUAAAGGAGCAGAUGAACUGCCAUACUUGAAAUGUCCUCUGCACACAGUCCUGAAACUAACACCUGUUGCCUAUGGUUGUAAAAUGGAAUCAAUCUACCUGAAUGUCGAAGCAGUAAACACACACCGUGACCGGCCGCUGAAUGUUUCACUAACUCGCACACGAGAGGAGGCGCUGAGCACGGUUCCCCAUCAUAAGUAAUUGGGAUCUGUUCCAUAAAUGUCUGGUGUCAAAUCAUGUCGAAUUGAGUCCAGUGAAACUGCUAAACUCAUGUUUUAAAGGACACGAUUACACUCCACAGGGUAGUAAAGUAAUCUGAGAGUUGUUUCGGGCAUAUUUUGGUCAUGUGCAAAUAUUUGACAUCUUUUGAGCUUGUGAUGUGAAGAAAAAUAACAAGUGGUUCCUGUGGUUGAGUUAAAUCAGAUGUUGUCAGCAGGCUGCCCUUUGGAAGAGCAGUUUCAAAGCCUCUGAUCAUUUUACCUUUCUGUCCGCUGGCAAUGCAGUGAACACUGCCUUAUGAAACAUGAAAAACCAUUUUCACUGCUGGGUUGGUCCUUAACUUGUAAACAGAGCUAGAAUUUGUUUGUCUUAAUAAUCAAGAAAACAGUCCUGGAGUCGUACACAAAAACAUUUUAUUUUUUAUGCAGAGAAAACAGUUGGUAAUAUAUUUUGUGAUAACAAUCAUUUAUUUUGCUUUAAGAUUACAGCUUUUAAAUUCGGAUAAGGUGCACAAACAACUGGCCAAUCAUAUUUGCUCAUGGAUCCAUAAUAGAAUAAGCUAGCCACACGUGGCUGAGGAUCUCAGGGAAUAAACGUGGGGAUAAACCUGGAUUAGUAAAAGCGUGCAGUAUUGUGUGACUUUGAGUGCACGCACUAUUGUCCGUCUCACUGAUUGUAAUUUUAUUAUAGAAGUCCAAUAUAAUGCUUUUCUCUUGUUUUUUUAAAAGCAAAAAUAUCUAAUCUUUUUCAAACAAAACCAUAAAAGCACUCCUGAACUGAAACUAAAAUUAAAAAAAUUCAAAUCACUAGUCUAGCCGUAAAAAUAUUUUUGUGCUUCUCCUUUAUUUGAUGGUAUUUCCAUUCAUCACAUUGGUAAAGUAUUUAUUUUCUGCAUUAUUUUUGACAGAAUUUAAAAAGUAUUAUUAACCUUUAUUUAUAUUUUAUAUCUUUUUAAUUUGUGUGGGGAACCAUGAGCUAGAUUGUUGCACCAGAGAAUGAUCUUGUGUUUAAAUACAUUGUGUAUUUUCGUACAUUCUUUUAAAACUCUCCCAAGAUUCAUGAUUGGCUCUGUUCACGUUGUUUUGUUCUGGAGUGAGUAUGAAACAGCUAUGGAAAAUGCAACCCCACAGAUAAUUAAGAUUGCUGUACGUUAAAUGAGUAAGUCCACAACCAGAGUUUAAACACAGGUAACACUUGAACAAUAAUUUUAGAAGUUUUACUGGGGCUCCCUAGUUUAGUUUCAGAAAUGUUGCUGUCCUUUCGCCCAAAGUAAAAGGAUUUGGGAAGCAAGUUUUUUUACACAAAGGGAGGCAGGUGCCUAGAACACGCUGCUAGGAGAGGUAGAAGCAGAUGUGCCAGCAACGCUUAAGAAGCAUUUAGACACAUGAACAGGCAGGACCGUGUGCAGGCAGAUGGGAGUUAGUUUAAUUUGGUAUCAUGAUGGGCUGAAGGACCUGUUCUUGUGCUGUACUGUUCUAUAUUCUAACUGCAGUCUAAGAGGCCUUAAUCUCAUUUUGCUGUUGAUGGUAUAAGUUAUAUUUUAUAAUGACAAUCAAUGUAAGUGAUAUUUUUGCAGAAAUUACAGUGCUGUAUUGAAGUGCUUUGUUUUUUUCACAUUGUAUUUGUUUUGUUUUGCCUUUUGCAAUGGUACUUACAGUCUGUCUCGAGCACACAGGGAGGUAGUGAUCUGCAGCAGGGAAACUGCCCUCAUGUGGAAGGUGCCACAGACCUGUAGGUUUAGACAAAGUAGAUGUGGCCAUGAAUUUUGAUUGUUCUAAAGGUUCUCAUCAUAGCAUUAAGGAAAUUCAAGGAAUCGUUGAACUGCUGAACAUGUAGUGGUGGGUCUGUUAACUGGAAACCAGUAAUUGCUUGUUACUUAAGCAACUCUCGAUGAAGUCCGGAAGAUUAAUUAAAUACUGAAUAGGGAUUAGUCUUGAAUUAUGUUCCUAAUUUAAGUAGAAUUUAAGACCUGAUUUGUGCCAAGGUUAAACCUGUAAAUUUCCGACAUCUGAGGGGCUGGAUUUAGCUGUCCUUUAUUUUCUUUCGAAAAGGGAGGUUCUUUUAAUUCAGCAGCAAUGCUAAGGCUCAAUAGAUCUGUGGGUCAGAACUGUGCAAGUGUCAGUCGUAAAGAUACAACGUUCUCUGCUGCUCUGUAUGCUGGAUUUGGAGCACUCAUUGCCACAAAAGCCAUUUCAUAAAACUUGCUCUCACCACAUACUGAUCAGCAAAUCUUUUCCCAUGGGAAUUUGGUGGGGGGGGGGGGGGUAUGAAAUGAGGUCAGCUGUACAAGGAAUCACCUGCAACAUUAUGUGUCCUGUCACUGAGUUGCAGGUGAGCUUGAUGCAUUGAGUUUGUGUGACUGUGGGCUCCCUCCUGCACUAGUUAUUUAACUCUGUUUCUUUCCAAAGUCUGAUUUUUGAGAGAGUGCACUCCACUUGUACACACAUCACUACAACUUGUUUUUACUGAGUUUUAACUGUACACUGUGACAUUAGUAAUGAAUGUUAACUUAUCAUGUGGCACUUUAUCAGCAGUUGGUUAAAAGUUUUGUGAAGUGAUGUUACAAAUUUCAUUGUGCUGCUUUUACAAUUUGUUCUUCUAAAUUUUUCUUCAGUAUAGUUGAUAAAAAUGAACAAAAUACUGACUUUCUGUGAGGGAGUGAAAGUUAAAGUGAGUUAGUUUGUGUUAAUCAGAGAUUGGGUCUGUUAAAUCUCAAGUUUAUUAUCCCCAAACCUCAAUGAAAAUAGUAAGGAGUUCACGACAGCCGGACUUGCUUCAGAGUUUGGUUGACCCUCCCGGCGCAGUGAUUGGGUUACUGGCCCGGGAGCCGGGGUUACCGGGGCCAGAAUUACCAGCCCGGGAGCUGGAGUUUUGUACCAAUGAUCCAGGGACACGAGGUCAAACCCACGCCAGGGCUGGUGGGAAAUCUAAAUUCUUGUAAAAGUUACAGUCUCGGAAUAAGGACCGAGAUGAGAAACUCUUCAUGCAGAGGAUGGAGAAAUCAUUGGAAUUCUCUCUCCUGGAGAGCUGUGGAGGCUCAGUCACUGAAUUUCAAAGCAGGUCAACAGAAUACUGGAUAUUAAGGGAAUCAAGGGAUUUGGGCACAGGACAGGGAAAUGGAGCUGAGGUAGGUGAAUGGUGGAGCAGUCUCGAAGGAUAGAGGGACAUUCCUGAUCCUGAUUUGUAUGUUUUUAAUUAAAUGCAGUCUCAGUCAAAGUAACCAUGCAAUCAGCAUCUUAUCCUAAAACUCAUUUGGUUCACUAAUUUCCUUCAGCAGAUGAAAUCUGCCGUCUUUGUUCAAGUCUGCCAGUAAGGUUGACCCUUAUCAGCCUUCCUGUUUUCAAGGUGAAAUUUUAUUUAUUUAUUGUUCCUUACCAAGCUAAUCUGGUCAAACAGAUUAUGCCAUUUGCUGUUGUAGUUCUUGUGAAAUACUUGAUCAUCAUCCGGUAGUGUAACGUAUGUGCAAAACUCUCAAAUGCCUUGUUUAUAGACCUGAGAGAUGGGGAGUGUCUAACGUCCAAACGCACAGUGUACAGACUCCCAAAGUAAUGUACAAAUUACUGUAAAAGUUGUAAGUUUAAUAUUGUGACAUGUAUAAAUGUAACAGUGCAAAAUACAACUGUGUAGUUUUAAAUGGCUGCGUUUCAGGACUUUGAAUUGUGUUAAAUGAUAUUAUCGUCCAGUAAAGUGAAUUAAUUUCAAUAAUAAAAUCUCAAACUGGAGAAAUAAUGUUUUCUAUGUUACACAAACAAGUGAAAAAAGAUAAUGUACAGAAUUCAUUCAUUCUAAACACUAUUUGGUUGAACAUUUUGCCUUUAUACCUUUGUAUAACAGUAAGGAUUGUGGGCUGUUGGUGAUUCUGGUAUUUGGACAGAUAUAAUUGUACUUUAUAGUCACUGUAAUAUUGCCUCAUUUUUGUGUCUAAAUCACAAAGGGAACAUGUAAUCACAUGAAAAAAAUUAAAUGCUCUGUGUUA
This is a messenger RNA of Pristis pectinata (smalltooth sawfish), 5461 nucleotides long. RefSeq names its product 6-phosphofructo-2-kinase/fructose-2,6-bisphosphatase 2-like. The coding region runs from base 88 to 1467 and encodes 459 amino acids. Lineage: Eukaryota; Metazoa; Chordata; Chondrichthyes; Rhinopristiformes; Pristidae. Gene Ontology annotation, biological process: fructose 2,6-bisphosphate metabolic process; fructose metabolic process. Gene Ontology annotation, cellular component: cytosol. Gene Ontology annotation, molecular function: fructose-2,6-bisphosphate 2-phosphatase activity; 6-phosphofructo-2-kinase activity; ATP binding. The record is from RefSeq and is a predicted model, not a curated record. The transcript is spliced from 15 exons.